CCCCAAGCCUCGUCUUCACCGGCCCCCCCCGCCAAGGCAAACUAGACCCGCCAUACCCAAGCCAUCUUUCAUCCACCAGCAAACCAGCGUCCUCCUCCUCGUCAUGGAUCGAAUCAAAGUACUUAUACCCCGUUCCUCCCCCGCGUUUUCAUCCGUUGCACAUGCCCUACCCAAACUUUCUUCAAACGUUCAGAAUUAUCUGGGGAAGAAAGUAAAGUCCUUCUUUGUUACAACACAAGUUCUCUUUUGGUAUAAAAGAAACUCUGUUGAUAGUAUACAAUAGAGUUACUUUACAAACCUUGCUUUUCCUGGACAGCACUCGUUCCAUGCCCCAAGCCUUAUCGUGGCCAUCGUCUGAUGGCUGAGUUCCCAAAGCACCCCUUCUUGCUCACCGUCGAGGAGACAGCGCAGGCUCUCGGAACCAAUGUCGACAGGGGACUUACCUCGGAGCAGGUCUCCGCCUUGCAGGCGAGAUACCCCAAGAAUGAGCUCGACGUCGGCGGGACCAUUCCUUGGUACAGCAUCCUGGCCAAGCAGAUGCUCAAUGCCAUGAUCAUUGUCCUCGUCUUUGCCAUGGCUCUCAGCUUCGGCAUCCAGGAUUACAUCGAAGGCGGAGUCCUCGCCUGCGUCAUCUUCCUCAAUGUCACCAUCGGCUUCUGGCAGGAAUACCGCGCAGAGAAGCGCAUGGAUGCUCUCCGCGCCCUGUCCUCGCCCAGUGCCAUGGUGCUCCGUGAUGGUCACACCCAGGUGAUCCCCAACAACACCAGCGCAACAAACAUGGCCACCUCGGAAGACGACCUCGGCAUCGCCGACCGGACAAACAUGGCCUACGCAACAACCACCGUCCAAAAGGGCCGCGGCAGGGGCAUCGCCGUCGCGACCGGCAUGGCCACCGAGGUCGGCAAGAUCGCCGCCUCCUCCUCCGCCAAGAAGCACCACCGCAAGGCCGGCCGCUCCAUGAACUGGCGCAAGUACGGCAAGGCCCAGCCCGUCGUCGGCCUGUCCAAGCGCAUCUACGACGUCGUCGGCAAGUUCCUGGGGCUGACCGUCGGCACGCCGCUGCAGAGAAAGCUGUCCGCGCUGGCGUACGUGCUGUUUGGGUGUGCCGUCGGGCUGGCGCUGGUGGUGUUUGGCGUGAAUCGUUUCAAUAUGCGGCAUGAGGUGAUCAUUUAUGCGACGUCCUUGGGCAUUGCCAUCAUUCCGGAGUCCCUUGUUGCUGUCCUGACAAUCACAAUGGUCGUCGCCGUAACCGUCAUGCGCAAAGCCAACGUCGUCGUCCGCGACCUCUCCGCCCUCGAAGCCCUCGGCGGCGUCACAAACAUCUGCUCCGACAAAACCGGCACUCUGACCGAAGGCGCCAUGAUUGUCCGCCAAGCCUGGAUCCCCUCCUCUCACAUCUACACCGUCCACGACUCGCAGAACCCGAAUGAUCCCACGAGGGGCCGCGUCCUGUACACUCAGGCCAACAAAGACGAGGAGAAGCAGCAGCAGCAACAACAACCCACGGACGAAGCGAACAAGGAGAAGCAGCCGCAGCGCGACUACGACAAAGAACGCAGCUCUGCCGUCCUCAAGUUCGACGUCCCGGAUGAGAAGCUCAACCCCUCGCCUCCUCAACAGGCACCGAGUCCCGAGUCGGAAACGAAGAUGACGGACCAACUCCGUGCUUUCCUGCUUUCGUCUGCGCUCUGCAACCUCGCCACCGUGCGCUUCGAUCAAGAUGAAGAAAAGUGGCAGACGACUGGUGAGCCGACAGAGAUUGCACUCCAAGUCUUUGCCCAUCGCUUCGGACACGGCAAGAAGAGCCUCGAGGGGCAAGGCUGGGAGCAAGUCGCCGAGUUCCCCUUUGAUAGCUCCAUCAAGCGCAUGUCGGUCAUCUACAACGCUCCCGAGGACGAUAGCAACAGCAGUCUGGUUGCCAGCGAUUCUCGCAAUAGCCUUGUAUUCACAAAGGGCGCCGUUGAGCGCAUCCUCGACUUGUGCGCCUUUGCAGGCAUUGGCAAGGAUCAGCAGCCCAUGACAGACGAGCUCAAGGAGACGGUCCUCAGCCAAAUGAAUUCCCUCGCAUCACAGGGCCAACGCGUGCUUGCCGUCGCAUACAGACCGUGGAAAGGAAGAUUCACUGCCAAGCAGUCAAGCUCUAGCUCUGCCGAGGAAGACAACAGACUGCGCUCAGAAGUCGAGCAGAACCUCAUCCUCGUCGGUCUCGCCGGCAUCUACGAUCCUCCCCGUAGGGAGACCAAGGCUUCCAUCAGCGAGUGCUCGCAGGCCGGCAUCAAAGUCCACAUGCUCACAGGCGACCACCCGGAGACGGCCAAGGCCAUCGCCAAAGAGGUUGGCAUCAUCCCCAGGAACCUCAGCAUCCUGCCCGAAAACGUCGCCGCUUCCAUCGUCGUCAAGGCAACAGAGUUCGACCGGAUGACAGACGCCGAGAUUGACGCCCUGGAAGAACUCCCGCUCGUCAUUGCCCGCUGCGCCCCAGACACCAAAACGCGCAUGAUCGAGGCCCUCCGCCGCCGCGGCGCCUUCAUGGCCAUGACGGGCGACGGCGUCAACGAUGCGCCCUCGCUCUCCCGCGCAGACGUCGGCAUCGCCAUGGGCUCCGGCUCCGACGUCGCCAAGUCCGCCGCCAAAAUCGUCCUCACUGACGACAAGUUCAACUCCAUCGUCGCCGCCAUCCGCGAAGGCCGCCGCAUGUUCGACAACAUCCAAAAGUUCGUCCUGCACCUCCUCGCCUCCAACGUCGGCGAGGUCAUCCUGCUCGUCGCCGGCCUCGCCUUUGUCGACAGCAUGGGCUUCUCCGUCUUCCCCGUGUCUCCGCUGCAAAUCAUCUGGAUCAACAUGGCGACGUCGUCCUUUCCCGCGUUUGGGCUCGGCCGUGAGGCUGCCGCGCGCGAGGUCAUGCGCAAGGCACCCCAGAGCAAAAAGCGAGGCGUCUUCACCAACCAGAUCAUCGUCGACAUGAUUGUGUACGGCCUCCUUAUGGGUGCGUGUACCCUGUGCACGUUCUGCAUCGUUAUCUACGGUGCCAACGACGGGAACCUCGGAACGGACUGCAACACGCACUUCUCUGACUCGUGCGUUCCCGUGUUCCGCGCUCGAGCAGCGACCUUUGCGCUCCUGACGUGGCUCAUCCUCAUUUCCGCGUGGGAGUUCAAGAGCCUCCGCCGGUCCAUGUUCCGACUCAAUCCCGAUGACGAUAGCGUCUUCCCCUUCUUCAAGGACGUAUACAGCAACCGGUUCCUGUUCUGGUCCGUCGUCAUCGGCGGCUUGUCCGUCUUCCCCGUCGUCUACAUCCCGUUCCUCAACACUCGAUUCUUCAAGCACACGGGCAUCUCCUGGGAAUGGACGCUCUCCGUGGGCUUCACGCUGGUCUAUGUCACGGGCGUCGAGCUGUGGAAGCUGGCCAAGCGGCAGUUUCGGCUGCUGGAAGACGGUCCCGUACAGAGGGGCGCCUGGGGUCAGGGAGGGCCGGAAGAUGACGGACCCAGAUUCAAGAAGGCAUUUUCCAUAUCGAGCUUCAAGACAUGGGUGUCCCUUUCGAGGAGAGAAACGGGAGAUAGUGCGAUGCGGGCAAACACGCAGGCUCGCUCGCCUGUAUGAGGGAGCG
This is a messenger RNA of Trichoderma citrinoviride, 3610 nucleotides long. RefSeq names its product cation transporting ATPase. The transcript is spliced from 8 exons. The coding region runs from base 358 to 3603 and encodes 1081 amino acids. Gene Ontology annotation, molecular function: ATP hydrolysis activity; ATP binding; P-type calcium transporter activity. Gene Ontology annotation, cellular component: plasma membrane. The record is from RefSeq and is a predicted model, not a curated record. Gene Ontology annotation, biological process: intracellular calcium ion homeostasis; calcium ion transmembrane transport. NCBI's taxonomy places the organism in Eukaryota, Fungi, Ascomycota, Sordariomycetes, Hypocreales, Hypocreaceae.